Messenger RNA from Oryzias melastigma (Indian medaka), 4493 nucleotides. It is a transcript of the gene pask, whose product is annotated as PAS domain containing serine/threonine kinase. The record is from RefSeq and is a predicted model, not a curated record. Gene Ontology annotation, cellular component: nucleus; cytoplasm; cytosol. The transcript has 20 exons. Bases 534 to 4106 code for a protein of 1190 amino acids. Gene Ontology annotation, molecular function: protein serine/threonine kinase activity; ATP binding. Gene Ontology annotation, biological process: negative regulation of glycogen biosynthetic process; protein phosphorylation; intracellular signal transduction. Lineage: Eukaryota; Metazoa; Chordata; Actinopteri; Beloniformes; Adrianichthyidae.
GCAGAAUGGUGUGAUUUGAUUGGCUAAAACGAGUGUCCUUCAAAGUAUCCACUCGGCUUGCGCUUCAAGCCCGCGGUUUAUGAAAUGGCACUGUUAGAAGGGACGCAAAACAAUCACAAUGAAAAAUUCUAUCCUUGAAGACGAACGUAAUUUUGAGGCCAGCGUAAGUCUGUACUAAUUUAAGGGGAAAAUUGGCCUGAGAACAAACAACUUCAAUGCGAACAGCUACUUUGUUCCGAAGACUCCGGCGUUGUUGUUUGUGGUUAGCUUUAGCAUUGAGGCUAAGCUAUUGCUAGUAGGUAGACCAACAUCCCAGGGGAAGCGUCGUUACCUUGUCAACUAAGCUCAACUGAAACCGUGGAGCCAGGAUGACGGUUACCGGGGGAUAGAGGCCCCUUAAGAGAGGAGGUGGGUUUUGUUUAGGUUUCGGCCCGUGCCUGAGCGACAUAGAUGGUGCCAACAUAAAUAGUCGUUAGUAAAACCUGCCUUUUAAGGCGGUGUAGUGCAUAGUAAAGUUGAAGGGUGGGAAAAAAAUGUCGACUAUGGCUCGAUUUCCUGACCACUAUAGUAUCAAGGAUAAAGGAGAGACUUUUUGCGGUGUGGACGAUUUCUCCUCUGAUAGUCUGGAAGACGAGUUUGACUUGAACAAGUCUUAUCCAUGCACACAGAGACCCAUCUACAGGAGUUUAUUCAAGUUGCAACGUCGUCAUUUCCCCAGUUCAUUGACAGGUAGAGAUUUUGAUGUUUUUGCUCUCAUGGCAACAAGAAACCAUCAACUCUCCAGCUUUCUUCCUGGCUCCCUGCCACACCCAUCCACUUCACCAGAAACAGAGGAGAGUCUGUUUAGUUUGCUUAUCUCAGGAGGUUUUGAUCUACCGGAAUAUCCAUCAACCCUCAAUCCAAACAAAGCCAUCCUUACUGUUUCUUCCAAAACAGGGGAGAUUUUGUCAGCAAAUGAACAGGCAAACAAGCUGUUUGAGGCUCCAUCUGUGGAACUGGUUGGAAAGAAAAUAUCUUCUUUAUUAAAAAGAACAAACCAGGUUCUUGAGGAAGCAUUAGAAGAAAAUGAUGUGCUAGCAGAUGGAACUAUUGCUGCUGUUCAUGGAAAAGUGGUGGAUGCUGUGACAUUAUCUGGUGAGGUUCCGGUAUCACUGUGUACUUACAGAGAGCCUCAAAGUGAAGACCGCUUGCUUGUGAUAACAGAAACUGUAGAGAGAGUUUCUGCUCAUUUUUCAUUUUCACAGGAUGGAAGGAUUCUAACCUGUGAUGGUGCAUUUGCUCAUCUCCAUGGGUACCUCAACCCUGAGGACUUGAAAGGAGCUGCCAUAAAGAAUCUAAUCCCCUCCUUACAAAUUCCCCUCUACAGUCACGCAUUGCCUAAAUUGCUGAGGGCUCAGCGAGUGUUCGGGGAGAGCAGGGAUGGCACAUCAGUGCCUCUCUGUGUAAAACUACAGAGCACAGUGUUGUGUGGAAAACCUCCAAGCCAGAAUGAUGAGCACUCCUCCACCAGAGACGGGCGUGAACUUUCAGAUGAUGAAUGCAACCAGUGGGGUCCUCAUCAAGACGAGAGAAAUGUCCCGAUACCUCCGAAACAGAGCAGAGACAAAUCAUCAGAUGAUAAAGUGGACGACAUCACAGCCUCUCUCAGUCCAUUACUGGAGUACUGCGGAACAGUCUGGGUGUUUGUUCCAAGAAGCAGUCUUCUCCUCCUCCAUCCUGAUGGCUCAAUCUUCAGCAUCCACAACCAUCUGGCCCUCGGUCUGUUUGGUUACAGCAAAGAGGAGCUGCUUGGAAAGAGCGUGUCUUUCCUGAUGCCUGGUUUCUAUAGAUGGAUGUCUGACGAGAACAAAAAGGCCGGGUCGCUUUGUGAAUCUCAUAUAGAAUUGCCCAAAAGUCCAACUUCCUCUAGAAUAUCAGAUCCUUCCUCACUGGUGGCUGGAGACAUGGCCAUGGUGCAACAGGCUGUCCAAGGUCAGACCUCCUCAGGGAGAGGCAGGAUCUUCACUGGAAACUGCACCAAUCUAGAGAAGCAUACCAGCGCUUUCUCAGCCUUCUCCUCUCCUGCAAUCACGUCCACACGUGUAGUUAUGGCUAAUGACACUAUAGAGCUGCUGAAGGAAGCAGCCCGGGUCGCUCCCUGCAGUGGUCUGCUCAACAGUGCAGAGAACACCCAGGCUCUCCUCAGGACGUUUACUUGGGUGGAACCUCCCGAGGACGGAUCCUGCUGCUCUGCUCCCACUGAAGUCUCCGUUCCAAACGGGGAAGGUCCGCAAAAGAGCCACACGUCAGUCAUUGUUUCUACCCAACAUGCAGCCAGCAGUGUGAGCGACACCUGUCCUGAAGUAGAGAAGGAAAAACCCUCGUGCUCCUCACAGCUUCAAGACUCCAGCUUUGAUGUCAUCUCACUGGAGAACAGAUCAGCUUCAGGCUUUAGUGAAAAAUUUUCUUCAUCCAGUUCCUUCCUGGACAUCAAUGGAGAUGCGGUUUCCAAAGCCCUCGCUGAUCUAAACCUGAGCAGUAGCAUAGAGCUGCUCAGCGGCGGCGGAUGCAGCGAUGACAACCAACUCUCCGUAAUAUCUUGCGAUACAGCCGAGCUCCUGCGGACCCCCUCCCCGUGUGUGAUCGAGUCUGACCAGGAAUCAGAGUCUGUCUGCGUUUCACACGUCGCUGCAGAAGCCAGGAACGGCGUGAGUGAGGAGCCGCGGACAGCUGCCACCGCAACUGAUAAAGGGAAGAACACGGAGAGUUGUGCGAAUGUUAGUCAGCAGUCCCUGACUGACAUCCCCGCCACAUCAACACCCAAGAAGAAGAAGAUGAGCGGACAGGUGCUGUCCUCACACACCACUAUAGUAGAUGCACAGGUGGAAGGAAGCGGAUAUCAUCGAGACGGAACAAGAGUAGAUGUUCAGUUGGAUGUGCGUAAGACCGUCCUCUCUGAUGGAAGCUUCAUGUUCUGUGUGUGGAUCAGAAGAGCCGGCCAACAGGGAACAGCAAUGCAAGCAAACCAUUCCCUGACCAACCAAUCAGGAGCCAGUUUUGGAGAGAAGAUUGGUGAGGGUGCAGCUCUGCGUUCCACCACGGAUCUGGAGAAUUCUCGAGCUUGUGAUGGUCAGUUUGAAGAAGAGUACCAGCCAGUCAAAGCUGUCGGUAAAGGAGCUUUUGGUUUCGUCUGGAAGGCAGUAAGACGCUGCGAUGGACAAGAAGUGAUCGUGAAGUUCAUUAGCAAGGCCAGGAUCGUGAGCGACUGCUGGGUAGAUGACCCCAUGCUGGGAAAGGUGAGCCAGGAGAUUGCCAUUCUGACUCGAGUGCAGCACCAUAACAUCGUCAAGGUAGUGGAGGUGUUUGAGAAUGGAAGUUACUUCCAGAUGGUGAUGGAGAAGCACGGAGAUGGAUUGGACCUUUUUGAAUUCAUAGACAUGCAACCGAGGCUGGAUGAGCCGCUGGCCAGCUACAUCUUCAGACAACUUGUUGCUGCUGUGUUCUAUCUGAGAACCAAGAACAUCAUUCACAGAGACAUAAAAGACGAGAACAUCAUCAUUGACAAAUGUUUUCACAUCCGGCUGAUAGACUUCGGCUCUGCUGCAAUACUGGUUCCCGGGAAGCUCUUCUACAAUUUCUGCGGCACGCUGGAGUACUGUUCUCCAGAAGUCCUUCAAGGACAUCCUUAUGUGGGCCCGGAGCUGGAGAUGUGGUCUCUUGGGGUUUUACUCUUCACUCUGCUGUUCAGUGAGAACCCCUUCUGUGAUGUGGGCGAGAUCUUGGAUGCCAAACUAAAACUUCCAUUCUCUGUAUCUACAGAGCUGCAUGUGGUGCUACGAGGACUGCUGCACUCCAAUCCCAAGAAGAGGAUGACUUUAGAUCAGUUGCUGUUGCAGCGUUGGAUCAGCCAGCCCAUCUCCUUAGCCGAAUACAGCUGGGCAGAGGUAGUUCCUGCAAACGAGAGCUUCUGCUCCCCACAGCCGCAGAAGCUCCCCAGUCCUGCGACAGUUAUCAAACAAGACUUGUUUUUGGAUCACGGAGAGGAGACUCUGUCCGACGAUGAAGAGGAAAGGUUGUCCAUGGUGGCUCUGGAAACGGAGCUUCAGAAGUACCUCUGUGAGGACUGAGUUUAAAGGGAGUGAAUUCCAACAUUUGCUCUCCUGCAGUCUGAAGAAACGAGAAGCAAAAGAUAAAGGGAAGCUCGCUUUAGUACAUCUGAGAAACUUGUUUUUAAGUCUUUAUAAUCCUAGAGAUGUCAUACAUCUUGAUGUUUUAUAUUUUCGUUGAAUAUUUUAAUUAAUACUAUUUUUUUAAAUUCUUUUUAAAGAUAGUUGGUGGUAAAAUAACUGAAAAUAAUCUCGUUUUUCCAUUAAAAACGGGCCCAACUCUAGACCUUUGAAAUGCUGUAUGACCCAAAGGUUUCUUAACCUUUUUUAAGCUUUUAAUUAAAAUGUGUGUGCAUAUUUAAAAUACUUUAUAUAUUUAUUUUUGCGUUAAUAAAUAUUUUACCACAA